CAUGUGAUAUUCGCGUCUCUUUCUGUCUUCUGGUUUCUAGUUUAUCGAAAACUAAAAUGUAGUUUUCUUUUCUUUCAUUAUACCUAACCAUUAUUUGGAUAGAUUACAAUUUGACAAUUUCAUGGAUCGUGUCUCGUGAAGUGUGUGGUUUAUAGAAAUAAUAAAUUUGCAUUGGUGUUGAAUGUUACGUGUACUUACAAUUAAUAUUGUUUUCUGAUAAAGUAAAUUUUAAAUUCACUAUUACUACAUAUUAGGCGUGGUGCCUAAAUUUCUUCAUUUUAAGGUAAAAUGUUAUUUAUUAGCUAAAUACUUGCCUAUUGUUUAGUAAUUAAAAGUAUUUUGAUAUUUAAAUAAGUUUUUGCACAGAAGUAUAAUACAUAAUUUAUUACUGUUUUAUUAAGUAUUCAGGUAGCGCCCAUUAGGUACCUAUUUUUUUAAAUUUUAGUUUUUGUAUUUUAAUUGAACUUAUUUGUUAGAAGUACCUAGAUAACCUUACCAAGUAUUGUAACUGUACUGGUACCUAAAUAGACAUACAGUACUACAUUAUUAAUUUAUGUGUACAUAAAUGUGUAUAUUAUUUAAACCUGAGAUAUUUUGUGUAUUCUAAUUCCAUAUGAGUUAUGAAAGUAGUUAGAUAAAAUUAAUAAAUCAUUAAGUAAAAUGUGGUUCAAAUUGAUCUAUACUGACUGUAACUACUCUGUACUACUUAUAAUAGUAAAUACAUAAUUUAAUGGCAGUUGAUUUAGUUGAUAAUUUAGGUAUUUUUGCAUUUAUUUCAGUAUACAAUGAAAAUAUUUUUAGGUCUUUCUUUUGACUAUAACAAAAUUAUUUAUCAAAAAUAUUGUUGUUUAACAACAUAGGUCACCAAUAGGCUUCUCAAUACUAAAUGCAUCAAACAUCAGUUUCCUUCAAAAUACAUUUUAUCAUUAUCUUCCAUUUAUAUUAAUAUAUUUUACAAAAUUUAGUUUUUACAGUAAUAUUUUUAUAAUAUAUAUAUAUUUGUUGAUAAUACUAAACAAAAUAUAUAUUGAUAAAUAGGUGUAAAAUUAUAAUUGUAGACGUAAAAAUGGUAAAUCUUUUUUUUAAAGUUUAGAAAUAUUUUGGUAUUGUAUUGAAGUGAAAAUUAUAAUUUAUUUACAAAUUGAAAUGUAUUUUUGAUUUUUAAUAAUGUAUAUAUAAUGAGAAUAUUGAUAUAAAUGUAGUUUAGGGCACAAGCUUGUUUUUCAAAUUUGUUUUUUUUCUAAAAGUGUGUUUUUACGUGUACAUUUAGAAUAUAUAUAUAAAAAAAAACAAAGUCUGAAGCACUUCGUUUAGAAGUUAUGUGGGGAAACUUCAUAAAGUUUGGGUUUUCCAUUCUGUGCAUUUUUUGGUUAGAAUUUAAAAUUUAAACAUUUUUUUUAUUUCCAAAAUGUAUAUUUUUAACUGCUUAAUUCAUAGGUAUUAUCAAAACUCCACACUGUUACCUACCCGACAUGGUUUUACAUAACAAAUCGAGGGUUAUUUACAAUUAAAAUUGUCUGAGUGAGCACAGUGUAACACGGCUUGUUUGAACAUUUAUAACUCUAAAACUAAGCUAGAUAGACUUAUUCUGACUUCAAUAAAAAAAACUUUGUUAUCAAAUUAUCAAUAACUAUAAAUAAUAAUAAUAAACAUAAAUGUCUAUUUUUGAUCACAUUUUGGAUUAAUUCCGAAAAUGCUAUUUCUAAAGGAUUAUGUACACAAACUAUAAAGGUAAGUAUGAUAAUUAAAUUGUGAUUAUAUUAAUGGAUCAAGCAUUUAAAAACACAUUUUAGAGAAAAAAAAAAUUGAAAAUGUUAAAUUCUAACUUGAAAUACUCAUAACAGAAAAUCCUUAAUUUUAUGAAGUUUUACUUAUUAAGAACCUUAUUUCCAAAUUAGGUUCAUUCAACUUUUUUUUUACAUUUUUAAUAUACACACACAAACAUAUUUUGAAAAAAAAAAUGAGAUUGGGUAGUGAACUACAUUUGUUUCAGAAUUUUAAUUAAUGAUCAAUACCUACUUAGUUAUUUUUUAUUUAUUUCAACACUUUAUUUAUGAUAUUUUAUUAACUUUAAUUACUUAUAUUUUGUAUAAGUAGUAAAUGGAUGAUUCUAGUUUAAUGGAUCCUAUAGUGGAUUCAACUCGGCAAGAAUUUAAUGAUAAUCAGAAUAGCAUGACUUCGUUUGAAAAUGAAAAUAUAGAUUCUAAUGACCAAGAUAGCAAUAUGAAUUCAAAUCGACAAGAUAAUAUGAAUUCUAAUAACCACGAUCCAUUUGAUCAGGAGAAUGGACAUUCAAAUAUUGAAAACGAACAGUCAUUUGAUGAUAAUGGAAGGGGUUCAUUUAGGUAUUAUUAAUUUACAUUAUUAUUUAUACCAUAAAAUACAUUGAACUAUUAUUUUAUGUAUAUAUUUUUUAAUAGGGACUUUGGAGAUGGAAAUGGUCAGUUUGAUAAUAAUUUUGUAUCAUCCGAGUAUAGGAGUGGAUCCAAUUGGACUAAUAAUAAAGGAAGCAAUGAUGCUGGAAGAUUUGGAGGAUUUAGUAACAAUAAUCCAAAAGGAUCUUCUAAUUAUCGAGGUGGUGGUUCAUAUGGUUUUAAUAGCCCCACAAAUGGAGGUUUUAAACCUCAAAGGAGUAGAUGGUCUUCUGAAAAUGCAGAUGAAAACUGGAAUGUUGCUCCUCAAGAUUCAUCUCCAAACAUGAUGAAUGGACCUCCUCCGACAUCUCAAGGAGUUCAACAAUUUGGAGAAAAUCAAGCAUCACCAUUUAAUGAACAAGAUGGUACCGGGCAAUCUAGUGCCCCACCAACUAAUCAAUUACCUUCAUUGCUACAAGUAUUAUUUUAAAAAAUAUAUAUGUAUAUAUUUGUUUUAUUUUUCUAUUUUAAUUAAGACUGGACUUAUCUUUCAUUGAUAUAGAUGCCACCUGUGAUGCCUCCAAAUAAUAGUGUCCCUCAAGGACCACCUACACUUGGUGCUGGGGAAGUGUGGAUUGAAACUAAAUCUGGUGAUGGAAAAUCAUAUUAUUACAAUGCUAGAACACGUGAAACAACUUGGGACAAACCAUCAGGGCCUAAUAUUACUGUUAUUUCACAGGAACAGGUACAUUUAAAAAUAAUAAUCAUAAAAUAAAAUAAUAUUUUGAAUGUUAUAAUUAUUCUCAGGUUGAAAAUCUUGGAAAUACAAACUAUAUUAAAUCUAAUGAAUGUGAGCAAACCCCCAAAGAUCUUGAAAUCAAUAAAAUUGUUGAAGAUAAAUUACAUGGUAAUAAAUAAUAUAUUAGAAAUUAAAUAAUUAAUUAUACAAAUAUUAAACUAGAUUUCAAGAAUGUGUAAACUUUUUUUAGGUAACGAGCAAGGCUCUUUAAUGCAUCCUCCAAAUGUUGGAAUUCCUCCAUUAGGUGCAGUUCCUGGUCAAAUGAUGCCCCCAAUGAUGGGUCCUCCACCUGGUAUGAUGCCUCCUAAUACUAUGAUGCCACCUCCAAAUUUUCCACCAUUUGGUGGACCACCACCAUUUGGUAUGCCUCCCCCAGGAUUUCCACAAGCAGCUGCUCCAUGGGGUAUGAUGCCUCCAGGAUUUGUUCCUCCACCUAUGAUGAUGCCUGGAAUGGAACUUAAUAACAAGGUAUGACUUUUAUAGCAUGCAAUUAAUAAGUCCAUCCAUAUUUAACUAUAAAUAAAUAAUGUAUAGAUUGAUCCAGUAAUUUUGGCUAACGCUGCUGAAUGGUCUGAACAUCGUUCGCCAGAUGGACGAAUGUAUUAUUAUAGCAUGAAAACUUCAGAGUCAGUAUGGGAAAAACCAGAAGCUCUUAGAAAUCUUGAUGGUGAGUUAAUUAUUAUUAAAUGUUUCAAUAAUACAAUUUUUAAUAUGAAUAUAUAUUUAGUGGCAAGAGAAGUUGCUGCUGCAAAAUUAAGAAAGGAAGCUGAACAAAAAAUGGAACAAAAGUCAGAUUCUCAAAUGGACAUGAGUUUCCCCCCUCAGUUAAUGAAUGGUUCUAAUUCAGAUCUUGGUACAUUUAAAAGAAAAGAUGAAGAACUCCAAGAGGCUAAUAAAAAGGCAAAAAUUGAUGAUAAAACCAAAGUAAUAGAAAAACUUAAAGUUCAAGACAAAACUAGACCGGUUUCCAGUACACCUGUUGAUGGAACUCCAUGGUAAACUCACUUGUCUCUUCAAAUUUAAAAUUUUAUUAAAUAAGGUUUUGAUAAAGUUACCAUACAGAUGAUCAAUUUACUAUAACACUUCUUUGCUAGAUAAUAUUAUUUUCAUUAGUAUUUUCUUCUUAAUGCAAAAUUAAAAAUAUUUGGUCCGAUGAUAACUUGUUACUUUUUAAUUCUCAAUAAAUGAUUGAAUAAUGUAAAUAAAAAUAUUCCAUCUGUAAGGUGGACAUGCCACCUAUAGCCAUAUUAACUUUUUCCUAUCGAUUUUUGAUUUGAUUUAUCUACGUUUAUUGAAAAAAAUUAAAACAACCAUAGAUACAUUAUAAGUUUACCAAUUUAUAGUUAAAAUUUCAAAGUUUUAGGAACAUUAUUGAAUGAAUAAUUAGUAUUAAUAUUAUUAAUAUCCAUUUUCCUGUUUUAUAAUCAUCUUAUGCUAUCUAUGUUUUGUAAUUAUUAUAGUCACAAUUUAAUUUAAUUAAUAUAGAUUAAUACAAAGAUGAAUAACUAUAGUAUGACUUAUUAAAUUAUAAAAUUUCACUAUUUACAAAUUAAAUAAAAUUGAGUGGCUAUAGCAAGGAUACUGGUCUUACUCCAUCCUACCAUUGACUAAAAAUGUAAUGUAUUUUCAAACAAAAGAAUUUAAAAAAAAAAUGUAUAUAGGUGUGUAGUGUGGACAGGAGAUGGCCGUGUGUUUUUUUUUAAACCUUCAACUAGAACAUCUGUCUGGGAAAGACCUGAUGAUCUAAAAGGAAAACCUGAUGUUGACAAAAUGGUGUCAAAUCCUCCAGAAGCUGUCCAAGUUUUAAAAUUAGCUGAAGGGCAAUCGCCCUCUAAAAAAACAAAGACUGAUGGUAAAAUUAACUAUUUAGUAAAUAAAUGAUCAAUAAAUAUUUUCAAGUAAAAUUUAAAUAUUAAUCAUUUUUAGAAAAACAUACACAAGAAGGUAAUAAUACUAAAAAUGACACAGAAUCCAAGGUAAAUUUAAUGAAGGAUUCAGCCAUGGAAGCAGAACUAAAAGCAUCUAGAGAAAGAGCAGUAGUGCCAUUAGAGACUCGAAUAACACAGUUUCGAGAAAUGUUAUCUGAGAAAGAGGUAUAUACAUUUUUAAACUAUUAAUAAAAUAUAAUUGUAUAAUUUUGAUGAUAACUUUAUAAACUUUGCAAUGAUAAUACAUAACUAUAGGUAUCAGCAUUUAGUACAUGGGAAAAGGAAUUGCAUAAAAUUGUAUUUGAUCCUCGAUAUUUGUUAUUAACAUCAAAAGAACGAAAACAAGUAUUUGAGAAAUAUGUUAAAGAACGUGCUGAUGAAGAAAGACAAGAAAAGCGCAAUAAAAUGAAAAUGCGUCGUGAAGCUUUUAGAAUUUUGAUGGAAGAAGCUAACCUUUCAACCAAGUAAGUAAAAUUAAAUUAAUUUAAAUUUUACUUGUAUAUCAUUAUUAUAUUUGUACAGGACAUCAUAUAGUGAAUUCAGUUCCAAAAAUUCUAAGGAUGAAAGGUAUAAAAAUAUUGAAAAAUCACGUGAAAGAGAAGGAUUAUUUAAUGAAUAUAUGGUAGAAUUAAGGAAACAGGAAAAAGAAGAAAAAGCGUUGCGCCGUGAACAGGUCAGUCUGCAAUUUUAUUUUAAUUAUAUAACUGUAAAUUGUUCAUUAGCUAUUUGAAAUUGCCCAUUGUGUUUGUACAAUUUUUUUUUUUAUUAAACUAUGUAACUAGUAUUCUAUUAAUUUUAAUUAUAUUUACUGAUUUGAUUAACUAUUAACUAAGUUACUUAGAAAAUAAUAUUAGAAUAAUAAACCAGAAAAUAUUAUUGUACAAACACAAAUAAUUUAAUUUAGUUUAAUUAAGAUUUACCUAAUAUCACAAUAAAAACUAUUAAAACGUUUGUAAUAAAUUAAUGAAUCUAAAAUAAGUAAUUUAUACUUAUUAUUUUCAGAUAUUAAUAAUUUUCAGGUGCUAUAUAUGGUAUAUGGACAAAAUAUCAUUAUUUAAUAAUACACAUAGACAUAGGUAUAUCCUUAAUACGGAUAUUGUAAUGUGGUAUUAUUAUAUUAUAGAUUAAAUAUUGUAUAUUUAAUCUAUGGUAUUAUGUUUUAAUUCAGUUUUUAUAAAGAAUUAUUAAAUGAAAUUUAUUUUAUUUCUUACAAUUUUAGUUAUUUUUGAUAUUUUGUCAAAGUUAUAACUUUUGUAAUCAUUAUAUAAAAUUUCAGAUUUUUUUUUUAUUAUAGCCCAUUUUUUUCAUAGAAAUUAUUUAAAGUUAUUAAAUAUAAUACUUAGUAUGUAAUUGAAUAAUAAGUUUUAGGUAAGUCAUUGAUAAAAUAAAAUAAAUUAUAUUAUGAUGUUAAAUACACUUUACUAUUUUUAUUUACAUUUUAUAUUAAAAUAUUAUUUAUAACAUUGAUAUGGUUAUUCUUAAAAAUAAUUAAUUUUUAUUCGUAAUCAGUUCUCAAAAUUUAGGCAAUUGCUUGAAUUAAUUAUUUUCUACAAUAAUAAUAAUUAACAAAAAAAAGGAAUCAUUGAAAUAAUAUAUGCCCCAGAAUUUAAAUGCAAAUUAUAAUAAUAAAACUUUAUUUAAUUAAUUAUACAAACAAAUUUUAUUUGAAUAAAAACAUAUUUGUAGUAUUUUAAUAUUUUUUAAGUAUUUAUUUUUUCUAAAUCCUAAAUUUAUUCUUGAGUUAUUAAUUAUAAUAAAAAAGAAUUAAAAAUCAUUAAUAUUUAAAAAUUUGCUAAAUUCCGUAUAAAAAUAAAUAAUAAUUAUAAUUCAUUUUACAUCCCAGAAAGUAAUUUUUUAGAAUUUUUUAUAGACAAUUUAAGAAACAAGUAGUUCUACAAUUUUAAAUUUAUGUUAUUCUUGGAUGUAAAACUACUGUCAACCCAUUGAUGAGAUAUUCUAUUUUUAAGUUUUGAUUAAGGAAGAAUAUUGGAGUACCAUUUGUGUUGUAGCAGUGUGCGCAGCAUGUUAAUAAUGCAUUAUCAGUUACUACUCUCCCUUUACCCAAACUUAAAAUUAGAAUAUCUUGUCAAUAGGUUGACGGAAAUCAAACAUUUUAACAUCAAUAUUUUUUAACUUUUGUUCUUUUUAUAGAAUUUGUAUUAUAAGUUGCUAUUUGAAAAUCAAAAGUAGGUAGUGGUUUUAACCCCAAAAAAAGGUAACAAAAAUAAUAAAAAUGUAAAAUUAUUUAGAGCUGCUUGUUUCUUAAAUGUUGUAUAAAACAUUCCAAAAAAGAGUUAAUACUUCUGAGAUAAUGAGUUUACUCACUUAAAUGUAUCACCUUGUAAUCAAUCUUGUUUUGUUUAUACAGACAAAUUAAAUUAUUAUUUUGGUAUAAUUAUGUACUAAAAUAAUCUAAUUUAUAAUAAUAUUUAUUUAAAAAAAUGGGCUUCCUAAUAAUUUAUUGUGCCAUAUUGUAACUAACAUCUUACAUGAAUACAGUAUUCUAUUUUAAAAUAGAUAGAUCACUGAAAUUUUAGUAUUAAAAUCAUAAAUUGAUAAAAAGGUUUUUUAUUUUUAAUGAGAUACAGUGUUUGCAUGCAUCUAUGAAUGAAAUUUGAAUAUUGACUUUAGUUUGUUAAAAAUAAAAUGGUGAUAUGAAUGUUAGGCAUGUAUGUAUAUUUGUAUACGUCAUAAGUUUAUUUGUCAUUUCUACAAUCAUCACUGCCAAUAGUUGGAUCACCUUGUAACAUAAAACCUAGAUGAUGGAUAGUUUAAUGCAAUCCUGCCGGCGCUAAACAAACCUAUUCAAUCACCAGAAUCGAGGUAACACCUUAUAAAUUUUUUUUAAUUUGGAUACAAACGGAUAACUCAAGUUUACUGUACUGUUUAUCCUGUAUUACUUGCCAUUAAGGGAAUUUGGAUAUCUUGUUUUGAUGAUUUUGAAGUGGUACUCCAAGCAGAACAAGAAGAAUGGACUGCAGAAAAAUCAAAGUAUCAUUAGCAUUAAAAAAAUAUCAAAUUUUUAAAAUAUAAAAAUUGAACUGGUACUAAUCAGGCUGGCUGCUAAGUAAUUAAAUAUGUUGUUUUUUGGUUUCUUGAUUAAUCAUUGCUUCAAGCAUAAUAUUUUAAAUAAUGAAAAAACUUUAUUAUUUUAUAGCAAUAUUAGAUAUUUUACCCGGGUUGUAAAAAAUUUUAAUAUUUGAGUAUUUCUGUCUUUAUUUCUGGUAUGAUUAUUUAGAACAUUUGACAGUAUGAUUGACAUAAAAAGACAUUUAAAUGAUUACUAUUUAUAAUAAAUCAUUUGUUUUCACAAUUUAUUUUAAGCGGUAGCAAAUUUCAAAAUUUUAGUUGUUUUAGAUUUCAUACUUCAAGGAUUUUAUUUAAAAAUGUAUACAUGUAAUUACAUAAUGUAAUGUGAAUAAAAAUAUUGGUUUAUCUUAAAAUAUAAUGUACUUAUUUAUUUUUGGUUGUUUUACUGAAAAAAAAAGUUAUUCUCUAGACAGAAAUAUUUGUAAUUUUUACAAAAAAAUAAAUAUAAUUGUAUUCAUCAAUAUUUAUAAAAAUUAAUAUUUUACUAUGUUUAAUAUGUUAGUCAAAAUUGUAUUUUGAUAAAAAUUAUACUUUUGUUUAUUUGUUGAAUUCUAUAACCAUUAUAAUUCAAAUAAAAAGUUAAAUUAGUUUUGGAAAACUUAAAUAUUAGUAUAAUUACUUAUAUAUAUAUUAUAUAUAACUAAUCCUCCAAUUUCUAUGACUUGAUAUUUUGAAUUGACGUAGUUAUUUGUUAAAAUGUAUAUAUUUUCAGGUUUAUUUGUAUUUUUAUGUAUUGUCAAUAAUUAUCUAAUAAUACUAUUUUCAGCUUUAUUGAAUAUGAGAAAUCAAAAUUUUAAUUUUUGUAAUUACUAUAUGUUUGAAAAAUUGAAAGCAAUUUUAAAAUAAAUUAAAUGUAUAAUUUGUAAGUACAUUUUGAUUUUUCAUGUUUAUAUUUGAUUGUUUAUGUAUUUUUUUAAAAAAAAAAAAUACAUGGAGGUAUAAUAUAAUUAUAUUUAAUUUUAAUAAUUUAUAUUUAUACUAUUAUUGUUGUAUUUUUUUAAUGACUGCUUAUAAUAUGUUGUGAUUACCAUAUGAAUGAAUAUUUGUUAAAUGAUUUGGAAUGUUUUGUCUCAAUGAUAAUCUAAAAUUCCAAAGUAAUUUGUAACAAAUGUAUUUCUUGUACAUUGUCGAUCUAAUUAAAGGUUUCUGUCAAUACAUUUUAUAGGCUCGAAAGCAGUUUAUAGAAUUAUUAAAAGAUCACAGUGAAAUUGACCGCCAUUCUCGUUGGGCUGAGAUAAAAAAGAAAUUAGAUCAUGACUCAAGAUACAAAGCAGUUGAUUCCAGUACUUUACGUGAAGAUUACUUUAUUGAUUAUAUACGAGUUUUGAAGGAUGAAAGAAAAAAAGAAAAAGAAAGAGAACAUAAAGAUAAAGAUAAACAUAGCCAUAAACGAGAUAAACGUGACAAAGAAGAUAAAGAAUUAUCUACUAAAAUUGAUUCAAAAGUAAAUAUUACAUUUAAUUUGAACUCUGUUAUUAAUCAAUUUAAAAAAUAAAACAUUCGCUAAAAUUUUUAGCUAGACGAAAAGUCUCCAGAAAAACAAAAAGAAGAAUUAAAAGAACCCAAGGAUUCAAAAGAAGCACGAAUUGAAGCUAGUCUUAAAGAGCGUGAAAAAGAAGUGCAACGUACUUUAGCAGUGCAUUUGAAACAUAGAGAAAAUGAACGAGAACAACAUAAACAUGAUGAAGCAGUUGUACAUUUUAAUGCUCUUUUAGCAGAUUUGGUUGGGCAUUAAAUAUUAUAUUUAUAAGCAAAAAUUCAAAUCACAAAUAUUAUGAUUAUUCAAUUAUUUAGGUUAGAAGCAAUGACAUGUCUUGGAAAGAAGCUAAACGUCAAUUGAGAAAAGAUAGCCGGUAUGAAUUAGCAGAUUCUCUAGACUCUGAAGAAAAAGAAAAGUUAUAUAAGGUUCACGUAGAAGAAUUAUCUAAGCGUAAAAAGGAAAAAUUCAGGGAGAUGUUGAAUGAAAUAAGUGACCUGUCUUUAGAUAGUUCAUGGAAAGAAAUUAGAAAACUAGUUAAAGAGGAUGUGAGAUAUGUGAGAUUUUCAUCUAGUGAUAGAGUAAGUAAUACUAAAUUAUAAUUGUUGACAAUUAUUAAUAUAAUUUUUAUUUUUAGAAAUGUGAAAAAGAAUUUAGAGAAUAUUUAAAAGAUAGAGUAAUAACUGCAAAAAAUGAAUUCAAGAAUCUUUUAAUGGUAAAUCCUAAAUUAUAUUAUAUUUAUAUUUAAACUUAAUUGAUGGUUUUAACUAUUUUAGAUAAUUUUACUUCUGAUUAAAAUUGCUUUCUUAUUGCAUUCAUUUAAUAAAAGAGACUUGUCACUUAAUGUAUAAUUAUUAUUUUAGUUUAUGAGUGUAGUGAAGAAUUUAUUGGUUUUACUAUAAUGUUAAUUUUUUUUUAAAUCUUGCUUCAAUACAUGUAAGUGUGGUACCAUUUCUGAAAGGAAAUUUUGUCUAUAUGGUACUUAAAAGAGGUUAUUUUUUGAUUUUCCUAAACAGAAAUACUUUAAAUUUAACAGGUUUAAUUAGUCGUAUUUGAAAAUUUGAGCUUAAUCUUAAUGUCUUAUUUAUUUGUUGAAUGAAGGAAAUUUAGUAUCAAAUUUUGAUGAAAAUCAAAAAAAAUUGUUUGGAACCAAUCUAGUUACUGUUUAUGUUAAUUUAUCAUUUUUUUUUUUGCAUUUAACAUAUAUCUCAUUUGAUUUCAGGAAACUAAAUUGAUUACUCAUCUAUCUAAUGCAAAACUACAAGAAAACCAUGAAGCUUAUUUGAAAGAGGUUGAAGACAUAUUAAGCAAAGACAAACGAUAUUUAUUUUUGGAUAGUAUUAUUGAUGAACGUUCAGAAUUAAUUAUUUCAUAUAUAGAGGAAUUAGAAAAACGUGGGCCACCUCCACCACCUACAGCUACUGAACCCAAUCGAAGACCACCAUUAAAAUAAUUAUUUUUAAAACAAUUAUAGAACAAGUUAUUUCUGCUUUUAAUAACAUUAAGACAUGAUAAUUAUUACACAUUUUUAUAAUUUUUCAGACACGUUUUUGAAACAUGUUAAUUUUAUUAAAUUUAAUUGUAUUAUUAUUCAUUUUUUUUUUUUUUUAUAGGCACAUCAGUAAGUAGCAGAUAACAUGUUGUCCGUAUUAUUUAUUUCGUACUUCUGUCAGGAUGAACUCUUUUUAGGUUUUAAUAUUACUAUUAAUUUUUUGAUACAUUAAUAGUAAUAAUAGUGAUGUUUAUUUAAAUGGUUUUUCUUUUAUAAGAGUAAAUUUCUAACAAUAUGUUAAAUGAUAUUUGAAUAAAACUGGUUUUUUUUAUAUAAUUUAUGUUAUAUACACUAUUUAUUUCAACAUAAUUAAUAGUGAGGGGAAACUAAUUUAAAAUAAUAAUUUUUUUUCCCAAUUUUCAAAAUCUAAUAUGGUUCAUCUUGUCAGUGUUUUCUUAUUUGCGAAUGUUAAGUUUAUUCCAAGGGUAAAAAUGUAUAUUCUAUCUAUAACAGUUAAUGUAAAUAUAUUAUAUACAACUUCACUGACAAUAUUAUUCUAUGUUAAAACGUCUAUUACUUUCAUUGUCAAAUGUCUCCAAUAAUUCUUUCCCAUUUCGUUAUUCUUUUUGAGACUCUUAUGCCUAGAAAUAUCAAACCUGCAGUUUACUAUAUUUUGAUUUAUGAGCAGCCUGGAAGAUCAACCAAGGCUUCAAAAAAGUCAUUUUUAAAAAAAUGUUUACUAACUAAAAGUCAAAUUUUUUAUACUUUUUCACAUAUACAUUAUUAUUAUUACCUACACAAUUAAAAUUUAUUAAUAAUUAUCUUUAGCUAAAUUGUAUUUUGAAUAGUUUAUAAUGUCAAAAAUAUUAUAUCUAGGCAUGUCUGUGGGUGCAUCAUUAUUAUUAUUAAUCCCUGGAUAAGGGUGGUACAAUGACUAGGUAAUCUGGACGUGAACAUUUAACAACACCAACAAAAGGACAAAUAAUUGACACAUUGUUAUCUAUAACCCUAAUAUUUUAUUUUAAAAUUAUUUGUUUAAUUUUAUUAAUACAUAAUUCUAUAUUCAUUUAUACUUGUGUUAUAUUGUAUUUGAAUACUGAAGUCAUACAAAAAUAAAAUAAAUAAUGUUUAUUAUGUAGGGCUUAACUAUAUCAUUAGAGCCUGCAGAUAUUUUUUUUAUGAUGAAAAAAAU
Messenger RNA from Cinara cedri, 12332 nucleotides. Lineage: Eukaryota; Metazoa; Arthropoda; Insecta; Hemiptera; Aphididae. The record is from the annotation of a GenBank genome assembly.